GUGUCACUUUCCCUUCCGGGUCAGGACCUCAGCAAUUUCCAGUCUUGCGUACUGUGCUCGGAACGCGGCAGUGCCCCGCCCUCACCCCGUUGCCAGGGCGUCCGGCUGCCCCGAGCCGGCAAGGUCGGCCAGGAGAGGAGGUGUGGUGUCCCGGGCCGGCUGGGACUUGCACGCAGCCGGGCCGGCGGGACUACAGGAUGGGCUGAGGCGGCGGUGGUUCUCAGGACGAGGUCGACAGCGCGGCGAGACGGGCCACUCGGGUUGGGGCUGCACAGACUGCGUGUUUGAGGAGAGGGCAGGACGUAUGGGUGACUAGUGCUGAGGUGGGAGUCCCCACGCUUGGUGGACCGUGGCUCCUAACAAGGGACCCGCAGUGUUGUUAGCGGGACUUUUUAGUUUGGCUUCCAUUGUUCCUGAAAGGGGACCUCAAAUUGUAAAUCCCGUAUUCUAAAAGGAUGCCUGAGUUAAACGCAUAUCAGACCUCUUUUAUUUCUCAAUCCCGGUCUACACAAAAUGCUAGAUUAAUGAAGGACAUCCUGCGUUCUGGUGAAAGUUGGAGCUUCUUAGACAAUUUAAGAGUUCCCUCGAGCAGGCUCUGCUGUAGCCGGCACUCCUAGUUUUUGUUCUUAUAUCCGAAAGUAGGGGAUUAUCUCUAAGCAUUAUAGAGCUUGUAUAAUUGAAAGUGUGAACGUUUAACGUUUUCUUUCUUUAUUUCUGUGAAGUAGAAGCCAGGCUUGAAAAUGGAGAUGUAUGAAACCCUUGGAAAAGUGGGAGAGGGAAGUUAUGGAACGGUCAUGAAAUGCAAACAUAAGGACACUGGGCGAAUAGUGGCCAUUAAGAUUUUCUAUGAGAAACCAGAAAAAUCUGUCAACAAAAUUGCAACGAGAGAAAUAAAGUUUCUAAAGCAAUUUCGGCAUGAAAACCUGGUCAAUUUGAUUGAAGUUUUUAGACAAAAGAAGAAAAUUCAUUUGGUAUUUGAGUUUAUUGACCACACGGUCUUAGAUGAGCUGCAGCACUACUGUCACGGACUAGAGAGUAAGCGGCUGAGAAAGUACCUCUUCCAGAUCCUUCGCGCCAUUGAGUACCUGCAUAAUAAUAAUAUUAUCCAUCGAGAUAUAAAGCCUGAGAAUAUUUUAGUCUCCCAGUCAGGAAUUACGAAGCUGUGUGAUUUUGGGUUUGCGAGGACACUAGCAGCUCCUGGAGACGUUUACACAGACUACGUGGCCACACGCUGGUACAGAGCUCCAGAGCUGGUGUUGAAAGACACCUCCUACGGAAAGCCAGUGGACAUCUGGGCUUUGGGCUGUAUGAUCAUUGAAAUGGCCACUGGCCAUCCCUUCCUUCCUAGCAGUUCCGAUUUGGAUUUGCUCCACAAGAUUGUUUUAAAAGUAGGCAACCUGACCCCGCACCUGCACAAUAUCUUUUCCAAGAGUCCCAUCUUUGCUGGGGUGGUUCUUCCUCAAGUUCAACACCCAAAAACCGCAAGAAAGAAAUACCCCAAGCUCAAUGGAUUGCUGGCAGAUAUAGUUCAUGCUUGUUUACAAAUUGAUCCUGCUGAGAGGACAUCAUCUACUGAUCUUUUGCGUCACGAUUACUUUACUAGAGAUGGAUUUAUUGAGAAAUUCAUACCAGAGCUGAGAGCUAAAUUAUUACAGGAAGCAAAGGUUAAUUCAUUUAUAAAGCCAAAAGAGAAUUUUAAAGAAAAUGAACCUGUGAGAGAUGAGAAGAAAUCAGUUUUUACCAACACCCUGCUCUAUGGAAAUCCAUCACUUUAUGGCAAGGAAGUGGACAGAGACAAAAGGGCCAAGGAGCUCAAAGUCAGAGUCAUUAAGGCCAAAGGGGGCAAAGGAGAUGUCCCAGACCAGAAGAAGCCAGAGUAUGAAGGCGACCACCGCCAGCAGGGCACAGCUGAUGACACACAGCCCUCAUCACUGGACAAGAAGCCUUCUGUCUUGGAACUGACAAACCCUCUCAAUCCCAGUGAGAAUUCUGACGGUGUCAAAGAAGACCCACACGCUGGGGGUUGUAUGAUAAUGCCACCUAUCAACCUGACAAGCAGUAAUUUGUUGGCCGCAAAUCUCAGUUCAAACCUUUCCCACCCCAAUUCACGGUUAACUGAAAGAACAAAAAAGAGACGCACUUCUUCACAAACUAUUGGACAGACUUUGUCUAAUAGCAGACAAGAGGACACAGGUCCCACACAAGUCCAAACAGAGAAAGGUGCAUUUAAUGAGCGAACAGGUCAGAAUGACCAAAUAUCGAGUGGGAACAAAAGAAAGCUGAAUUUUCCCAAAUGCGACAGGAAAGAAUUCCAUUUCCCUGAACUGCCAUUCACAGUGCAGGCGAAGGAGAUGAAAGGGAUGGAAGUUAAACAGAUAAAAGUGCUGAAGAGAGAAUCAAAGAAAACAGAUUCAUCUAAAAUACCAACUUUACUUAGUAUGGACCCAAAUCAAGAAAAACAAGAGCAGGUUUCCACUGUUUGCAACAUCUUUCCUGUUUGGUACAAGAGAAGCAACCUCAACUGGCCAUCCUGACCUCCCACUGGGUCAACCCCCACACUCUGCAGAGAUCUUGCUUCUCUAAAGGUAGAGUCCGACCCAUCCCACUUGAAAGGGCUCAUGACUUCCACCCACUAGAGCACAGGGAGAUCGCUGACACUGGGAGUUCUGAGAUUUGGUCAGAGAAAACAGUACAGCCUCCAGCUGGUCAGCUGAAAAUCUUUGAUCCCAGAUCCCAUUAAAUAAAACAGAGUCUGACUUUUCAAACCACUCAGCUGUUGGAAAACUAAGCCAUAGAGAGUGGUCGUGUCAGGGCACUGGCAGCCCUUGUUUGGGGGUCAUCAAGCCUCAAGUGCUGAUAGAUCUCAGAUGUGACAUCAUUGCAGGCUUAACUCUUCCCAAGGAAGCCCCAAAUAAACACGGAACAGGAGAAGCCAUCCCUACAGUGCUGCGUGUGAAUUCCUGCCCAUAGACUCCAGUGUGCACAAUAAACUGGUAGUUAUUUUAUACCAGUAGGUUGGAGCAGUCUGUUACAUAGCUAUCAAAGUAAAAGCCCUAUUGUCUUCAGUACUACCAGAAAGUGCACAGUAAGGACGAGAAACGAACAAGCAUGGUGCCUCACGCCACUGAUCCCAGGACUCAGGCGGAGGCAAGAAGUUUAUUCAUGAGUUUGAGGCCACCUUGGGACACAGAGUAAGACAGUCUCAAAAAGGAAAACAACAACAACAAAUACAUACAGAUGAGUAAAGGCAAGGGUGGCAGAGACUGUUACAAAAUAAAAAUUAAAAAAGCUAUAAACUGAAAGUUAGUAAAACUAUGAAUAAAAACUAGAAAUUCAUACAACCUCCUGCUCAUUGCUUGGCUUUGGCAAUGAGAUACAUCAGUGAACGAAAGUGACAUUAUUAUGUUUCUACAUUUAUAUAGUUGGUUGGUAUUGGGGUGUGGAGGUCAGAGGCCUCUCCUUCCAUCCUGAGUUCCUCUGCUUGGCAGCAAGUGUCCACAAGGUAUGCCCUUCUAUGGGCCUAAUUUUUUGUUUUUGUUUUGUUUUAUAUUUAUUUGUUUGAGACAAAUCUGGUCUAGAACUUGUUGUAUAUAGCAGAGGAUGGCCUUGAACUCCUAAUCCCCUUGCCUCUACCUCCAAAGUGCUGCAAUUACAGGCCUAUACCACUCUACCUGUUCAGAUGCCAUUGUUUUGCUCCAAGUCAGACCAAACUAUUGCAAGAAGUCAGUGCAGUACAAGGAACACCAGGGGAGCUCGACCUCUGACCCUAGGUGACAUUAUUGCAUCACUGUUUUUUCAGCCUCAGUGCAGUAAUUAUUGGAAUCUGUAUUUCCUAUAUUAUAUGUAUAUAUAAAGCACACAAAGAUAAAAGGACUCUAAUUUGUUUUAAAACAGAGAUGUGGGAGGGUUGGGUAUGAGUGGAAUGAGAUUGACAUGUGUCGAUAACUGCUGAAACCCAACAGUGGCUCAUAGUGUGGAUCUCAUUACCAUCUGUACUCUAUGCCCUUGGACUCCCAUAAGAGAAGUGGGAGGACUCACUCUUUGCUACCCCUCUCUUCCAGACCUGGGUUUGUGCUAACUGGUACCUACUUCAUAGAUCUGAACACGCCCCUUCUGCCAGCCCGAGGCUCCCUGAUACCCCCUACUCUAGUAUGGAGGCUUUCUCAUAUGGAAGCAGACUAGCAGAGGAAAACGUGUUCUUGGCUAGUGCUCAAUAUACUCCUCAAAUUAGCAUAAGUUUUGGUGGCUAGAAAUCCCCUAGGACAGAAAUGUCUUCCUUGGCAGCGCCUAUUGAGUGCUAGGAAUACCGGGGCCAUCAGCAAAUGUUUGCAUUUGAUUAAGAAAUCUAAACUGAACAAAGUGGCUCACGCCUGUAAAUCCUAGCACUAGGGUGGUAGAGGCUGGAGGGUCAGGGGAGUGGGUGUGAGUAGCUGUCAUUUCAGGGUUAAUCCCCCAGUUUGCUUUGAAUGUUAAACAGUGUUUAGUUUUCGGUCUUGAAAUACAUCUGUCAGCAGAAAGAUAGACAAAUGGGCUGCGUGUUGCUAUGCAGAAGACGCGCUUUGGAAGAUUCUCCUUUUGCCUGUGGAUCCUUUCUCCCCUAAAGAAAGCUAUUAACUCAUGCUGCAGCCGGCUGCUCUUGCUUGGUUUUGGCUAUGUCACCGAGCCCAAAAUAGAAAGUUCUUUUACUGCAGAGCAAAGCAGGAGGUUUAAAUUUGUCAAUUCAAGAACAAAGGGUAGCAUUAUGCUGGCUUUUCUAGGAGAGUGAGUAGAGAGAGAGAAUGCCUGUUUCACUAGGAGUGAUCUGACACUGGCAGGGGCUGGGACCAGGAGACAAUCUUCCACUGUGGUCAGCUGGGCACAGUUCCCACCCUGCUCCCCUCGAAGCCUCCCCUGACAACAUCACUUCUUUCAGGACAAGGGGAAGCAGCUGAGCCACUGUGAAAUGGGUUCCAGAAGUCACUGGCGCUAUCAGACUGGGAACAAUUCUCAGAACCACAAACCUGUUCCCAGCUUUGAGAGGAAAUCAGUACCUGGCCACAGAGCCGGAGAGGGUUACCUUUUGUUGGUGAGAUGAUCAAAAUGGCUUCCAUGAUCCUUUUGUGAGGAAGAGUGUGAGAAAGUGUAUAUCCUCUUACUGGAGGAGGUGCAAACUGCUCUCUCUGUCUGAGAGUGGCCCAACAACCUGACUGUCAGGCCAGAGAAACAUGAACACCGGAGGAGAGCAUCUCAAGGGUUGAGUCUAGAGCUAGUGCAAGUGCAGGAGAUGUGGUGAUAUCACAGACGUGCAAAGCCAUGGAUAUGGUGUUUGUUCACUCAUGGGAGCACGAGGGGAGGAUGAACCUUGGUGCCUUUAUGAUUUGGAUCACCUUGGAUCCAUCAACAGGAAUAACCUGGAGCCGUGUGUAGUGAUAUGGACGGACUUUAGUCAGUUCAUGAUAACCACAGAAAAAGUCCUCAACGGUUAAACAAAAUCAGUCUUUAGGAAUAUGUGUAGGGGCUGGGAUGGCAGUCAGCCAAGGGCACUGACUGCUCUCCCAGAGCUCAUCCAGGGUGCAGAUCCCAGCACAUAUAUGGCAACUCACAACCAUCUGUACUCCAAGAUCUGACACUCUCGCACAGACAUACAUGCAGGCAAAACAUCAAUGCACAUAAAAUAAAGGUAAAUAAAUAAAAAUUUUAAAAUAAUAUAGAAACAAUGAAACCACAUAAAAAUUAAAGCAAGGAAAUGAAACUCUAGGGUCAGUAGGAGAGGGAGAUGACAGGCUAUGGUUAAAGAUUGGUUACUGAUUACAUUAUUAAAUUAAUAAAUGUAUUACCUAAGUCAACAAGAUCUGGACCAUCCGCUUGCCAACCAUGAGAAUGUGUUAUGAGUCAAGGAUUAUGGUGCAAUUCUGCAUAACUAAUAUUAGCAAAGCAACAGCAGGGCAGAGAUGUUCCACUCCCAAGUAUCUGUCUUGAAGAGAUAGUGCCAAAGACACAAACUUAUGAGCAAGGACAUUUGUCACUGUAUACAGAAAUCAAAAUAGGAAACAAUUUAAGGGCCAAUGUAAUGCAUUAUGAAUUAUAUAAAUAUCAACAUGUUAGAAAACUAGGUAGUAGCUGGAAUUAUGAUUGUCACACUGUAACCAAGUACACAAGGAAGUCCAUGAUCCAUGAAAUGAAUAAAUGACCCAUUAAUGUAGCAGGUUCUACAAUAUGAACUCAACUUUCAACUUCCCAAGUAUAUAGACAAAUGCAUAUACUGGGAAGGGGGCCACAGUGGCACAUCCCUGUCAUUCCGGCACUGAGAGGCUGAGAUGGGACCAUUACAUGUUUGAGGUAAGCCUGGUCUAUAUAGAGAAACCCCACUUUAAAACAAGGAAAAACCCAAACAGACAAAUAAAUAAAAACUAGAAAAAAAAAGACACUACUCUGUGUGUGUGUGCGUGUGUGUGUGUGUGUGUGUGUGUGUGUGUAUGUGUGUGUGUGUGUUUGCAUAUGCAAUGUGUGUUUGGUGUAUGUGUAUGGGUUUUUUUUGAGACUUUGUCUCAAAAUAAUGUGAAUAACAGCUUAUGUAGAUGGAGUACCAGCUACAUGCUAAGAGCUUCACAUGGAGCUUUAUUUAAUGCAUAUACGUGUUUCCCUGUGUGCGCGUAUUCACGCGCACCCAUGCAGGUGCCCUUAGAGUCCAAAUCUCCUGGAGCUAGACUUGCAGUCAAUUUGUGCUGUCUUGUACAGGUUCUGGGAAGAGCAGUAUAUGCUUUUAGCCCCUGAGUCAUCUCUCUAGCCUAGGCCAUUUGUUUAUUUAUUAGUUGUAACUUUGGCUGUCCUGGGACUCAUAAUAUAGUCAGGCUGUCCUCAAAAAUCCCAGCGAUCUACCUUCCUCGUGCUGGGAUUAGAGGAGUUCACCACUAUACCCAGCCAGGCCAUUUAUUUACAAAGUAGCCUAACUCCGUGAGGAUGGUGCUGCAGAGGAACUGUUGAAAUUUAUAAAUUAAAUAACCUUCAGAACAUAGAGAUCAUUUUUUUAAAGUGCCGUGAACAUGGCUUAUAGGGGCUUUCAAAGUAUAGGUCUGCUAGGAUUCAGUCUCCAAGAUCCAAAAAUGGCUACAUCACAGAGUGGUCUCUGUGAGAACAGAGCUGAGAGCUAAGCAGCCUUAUGGGGAACCUGAAGCCCGCACAAAAAUCCCUAGGGUGUCUGAGAGUACACACAAGGCAGCUAACCAGCAAAAGCAGGAAGGACAGACGUGAGAGGUCAGAACACUCCUGCCUCUGGAGGGGUCUGAUGAGCCCGUGAGGAAAAGGGUUAGGCUUGGAGGGCUAAGAUGUUUUAUUCACGGUUUGGCCAGCUCUGACUCCCACCAACUGUUGAAGGACUGGCUUCCAAAGUCUUCAGACGAGAGGAGGAGGGUGGUACAGCCACGAGACAGAGCCAAGGGGCGUAGCUGCGGUCUCUUCUCAUCUCUCAUGCUUUAAAUAUAAGCUCUGAUGUGAUCGAGGCACCGGAGAUAAAAUGCCUUUCUCAAACUAAGCAGGCAGGAUCUGGUGUCCACUUUGGACAACAUAGUGGAAAAUGAACUUGGGGGCAGAGGGGAGGGGCUGGGAAUGUCUUGGCCUCAGUACUUGCACACAAGGGUUGAGAAAUUUGACACCUUAACAUUGUAAACAAAUGUAGACAUGGUUUCCUGUGUUCUCUCCAACCAGUGAGAAGAGACUAGGUGUGACUUAAGAGAGAAUGCAUUUUUAACAGUUCUUUUCUUCUCGGCUAAAGAAGUCCCGGUUAUCCUUCACCAUGGAGCUCACGCAUCAGCUUCUGCAGAAAGACUUCCCAAAUGUCACCAAGCAGCGUCCUCACUCUUGAGAGCAGGAUUAAUAAAUUAUUUGUUUUACCUGA
Messenger RNA from Mus musculus (house mouse), 7873 nucleotides. RefSeq names its product cyclin dependent kinase like 3 (gene Cdkl3). The transcript is spliced from 12 exons. Gene Ontology annotation, cellular component: cytoplasm. The coding region runs from base 741 to 2534 and encodes 597 amino acids. The record is from RefSeq and is a predicted model, not a curated record. NCBI's taxonomy places the organism in Eukaryota, Metazoa, Chordata, Mammalia, Rodentia, Muridae. Gene Ontology annotation, biological process: dendrite extension; negative regulation of axon extension; regulation of cell cycle. Gene Ontology annotation, molecular function: ATP binding; cyclin-dependent protein serine/threonine kinase activity; protein kinase activity.